AUGGCGGAGCUCUUCAGGAACAUUUUCGGGGGUGCCAAGCCCAAAGAGCCUUCUCCUGCACCCAAGGUUGAUUCCGACUUUGCCGACUUUGCCGCGCCUCCCGAUGCCGUCGCCGAGCCUGUUCCAGAUGCUGCUUCGCUCGGGAGCACCGCCGCUGGCGUCUCUGCCACGGCCGUACCGUACACCAAGUGGUACAACGUCCACGAGCGCCACUCGCUGUCCGAGUUCAAGGCCGAGGGGGUCAUUCUCGCCAUCUCGGCCGUCAUCUUGCUGUUCCACGUCAUGGGGGCGCGGGCCAACCGCUCCAAGGCCAGGUCGUGGAUACGAGCCAACGGCCCCGUUCUGCGCGAGGAGUUCGCCCUCGUCGGCUUCGGCGGCGUUCCCACCAUGGACACGGACGACAUCAAGCCGGACUCUCUGCUCAGGGAGAAGUCGCUGUUCGAGUUUGCCACCUACGCCUCCGGACGACAGAACACUGCCUUUGUGGACGUCAAGCUCACCUUGACCAAGAGGUUCAACCCGGUCGUCGACCUGGUCGAGACGGCCGCCGCCUUCCUGUCGGACCUGUUCGCGCCUCGCGGCGAUGUCAUGGAGGCCUUCCUGUACCCCUUUGACGGCAAGGAAAACCUCACGCUGCCCGCUCUACCCGGGGCCGAGGAGGCGCGCGCCAAGGACGGCAAGAGCACGUACGACGGCUUCGUGUGGGCCGUUGUCCACAAGGACAGCAUGAAGCGCCUCCGCGAGGACCGGUACGACGUCAGCCUCACCGCCACCAAGGACAACUCGAAGCUGCCGGCCUGGCUGACGGUCAUGAGCGAGAGCGCCGAGGUCACCGACACGAUGCUGACCAAGGACCUGGUUGACGCCGUUGCGGCCGCGGGCGACGACUUUGAGUACCUCAUCGUGUCUGACCAGCCGGUGGAGAAGCCGGUCAAGCUCGAGGACAGCCGGCCGCGCAAGCGCAUCUUCCUCAAGUACCGUCUGCCCUCUGACAACCAGUACGACAAGCUGGUGCCGGUUUUCCAGAGCUUCCUCCGGCUCGCCGACUUCCUCGUCCAAAACGCCCGAUUCAGACCCGAGGUGCUGAAAAAGGUGCGCGCCACGCGCGAGGCCACCAUUGCCCAGAUCAAGAAGGCCGCCGAGGAGGAAAAGAGCGAGGAGCGUCUGUGGGAGAAGGAAAAGGCCAAGAAGGCCAAGCGGGACGCCGAGCUGAAGGGCCUGGACGCCAAGGCGCAGAAGAAGUACCUGGAGAAGGAGAAGGAGAAGGAGCUUCGAAAGAGCCAGAAGAAGCUGACGAUGCGCGGAUAG
Ustilaginoidea virens is the source of this 1308-nucleotide messenger RNA. RefSeq lists its product as uncharacterized. The coding region runs from base 1 to 1308 and encodes 435 amino acids. Lineage: Eukaryota; Fungi; Ascomycota; Sordariomycetes; Hypocreales; Clavicipitaceae. The record is from RefSeq and is a predicted model, not a curated record. The transcript has 2 exons. Gene Ontology annotation, cellular component: endoplasmic reticulum. Gene Ontology annotation, molecular function: calcium ion binding. Gene Ontology annotation, biological process: endoplasmic reticulum calcium ion homeostasis.